Molecule: messenger RNA, 5832 nt
Organism: Odontomachus brunneus
Lineage: Eukaryota; Metazoa; Arthropoda; Insecta; Hymenoptera; Formicidae
Product: NACHT and WD repeat domain-containing protein 2
Exons: 26
Coding region: 1-5097 (1698 amino acids)
Molecular function (GO): protein binding
Source: RefSeq, a predicted model, not a curated record
AUGGACGAAACGACGAUCGACUCGAUCUUCUCGGGAUCGUUGAAAUCCCUACCAGCGGUCAGCUCUAAAAUUGUGCGAAUUUUUACGAGUUCGACCUUCACCGACACAACGAUGGAGAGGAACACUCUCAUGGCUCAAUGUUACCCCAAACUUAAGGAUUAUUGCAGAGAGAAGCAUGGAUUAGAGUUUCAGGUAGUCGAUAUGAGAUGGGGUGUGCGCGACGAAGCUACUGAUGAUCACAUGACUACGGAGCUGUGCAUGAGAGAAAUAGAAAAUUGUCAGAGACUGUCCAUGGGGCCUAAUUUUGUUGUGUUCCUCGGGCAAAAAUACGGAUACCGUCCGAUACCGACUUACGUCCUUAGUUCGGAACUGGAAAUGUUGAGAACAGAAUUAGAUAACCAAGGGAUGGACGUUACUGUUUUGGACAAAUGGUACAAGAAGGAUAGUAAUGCUGUGCCGCCUACCAGUAUACUACAACCGAUCUCGUCCAUCCUUAAGAAUUUCAACAAUAAAAGAAUACCCAAGCUGCAACAAGAGGAUCAAGCAAUAUGGUGGGAUACCAUGUUGAAAAUGCAAAAAUUAUUUAGAAAGGGAGCGCAAUCCUUGUUUAAUACCGGCAAAUUCGACAAGGACACUAUGCAUAAUUACUUUAUGUCGGUGACUGAGAGGGAGGUGAUCAAUGGGGUGCUGAACGUUAAAAACACGAAGAACCACUGUCUAGCUUACGUGCGAUACAUAAAUAACAUAAACCUGCAAAACCUGAGGAAGGCUGGUCUGUUUUUGGACAUAGCUAAUAGAAGUUUGGACAACGAAGCUUCGAAAUUAUUGGCGGAUCUAAGAGAUGAGAGACUGCCAAAUAAAAUUGAAAGUACAAACUUGCAGAGAUACACCGUGGAAUGGAUCGGAAGAGAGGGCUUGGAUCCUGAAACCCACAGCGAGUAUCUGCAGCACUUUAUAACUCACUUUUACAGAAACAUAGUAAAGCUUGUGGAUCGUGCCAUGAGGAAGGAAGACAGUUCUGCGCAGGGUCAGAUAAUAACCGAGAUUUUGCAACAUCUUCAUGCUUGCAAUAAUUCCGUAAAGGUAUUUUAUGGACGCGAAGAUACCUUAGAGAAGAUAAAAAACUACAUGCUGGACGACGGCGAUAAGCCGUUGGUAUUGUACGGAGAGGGUGGUUGCGGCAAGACUUCACUAUUAGCAAAGAGCGCAGGUUUGACCAGCAGCAGCUGGCUCAUGGGCAAGAAACCGAUCAGUAUAAUUCGCUUUCUCGGUACUACCCCCGACAGCAGUGCGCUCACCCCUACAUUGAUCUCGAUCUGUCAACAGAUCUCGUACAAUUACGGAUUAUCGUUUGAAGAAAUCCCUGACGACCUGGUACCACUCACAGCUUAUUUCAAGUACUUGUUGACUCUAGCUAAUACCGAGCAGCCCAUUCUACUAUUCCUAGACAGUGUCGAUCAGUUGACAGGUGUGCAGGGUAACAAGUUGUCCUGGCUACCCACGAGACUUCCACCGAACUGCAAGAUGAUUUUAUCGUGCGCAGCGGAGGAAUCUAAUCCGGUAAUUUCAAAGGACUAUCAGUUGCUACGCAGGAUGAUAGACACUGAAGAAAGCUUUAUCGAAGUGACUGCUCUAGGCGAAGACCUAGCUAUGGAUGUGAUAAGAAUGUGGAUGAAAACAGCUAAGAGGGACCUGAACAACUAUCAAUGGCGCUUGGUGGCGAACGCGAUAUCGAAGUGUUCCCUGCCAAUUUUUGUAAAGCUCGUGUUUGCGGAGAUCUGCAGGUGGCGUAGUUACACAAAACCGGCGGACACACACUUGGCCAGCACGGUGAUGGACAGCAUAAUGAUGCUGUUCGAGAGGAUCGAAAAGCAACAUGGCAAGAUCCUAGUUUUCCACGCGCUGGCCUACAUCACGGCCGCCAAGUCGGGCUUAUCGGAGUCCGAGCUUGAGGACUUGAUUUCCUUGGACGAUAAAGUUCUGGACGACGUCUAUCAGUAUCAUUUACCACCAGUGAGACGUAUCCCUCCUCUGCUCUGGACCAGAAUAAGAAACGACCUGCCUAAUUAUCUCAGCGAGAGGGAAGCGGACGGAGUGAGCGUGUUGAACUGGUACCACAGACAAUUUAGGGACACCGCCAAAGAGCGAUACUUCAAAAACAUGAAUAUGGCGAUGUACUUUCACUCGAUGAUUGCAGACUAUUAUCUCGGGAUUUGGGGUGGCGGCAAACCAAAGCCCUUCAAGUAUACUGAGAUACAGAGACAUCGAUUCAAUUUGACAGACAAGGAAGGUAUAGCAGACAGGAAAGUGCCGGAGCAGCCGUUGGCAUUUUAUUCGAAGGAAGGAACUAUCUCAAGAUACAAUUUGCGAAAGUUCGGAGAAUUACCGUUUCACCUGGUGAGAGCACGACGUUUUAAGGAUCUGUUUGAGAAUGUUCUGUUUAACUAUGAAUGGUUGCACGCUAAGUUGAGCUCUUGCCCUCUGCAAGCGGUACUUUCCGACUUCGAGGACGCCUGUAACUUUAUCGAUAACCAGAGUUUAGUGAGAGAACUCAUGUUAGUAGCCGAUGCUUUGAGAUUAGGCGGUGCAAUUCUGGGGAAUCAUCCAGACAUGCUUGCGCCCCAACUAAUCGGUCGACUGCUGCCAGAAAUCGGUGCAAAUGUUAAUGUGAGGAUGUUGCUCCGAGCAUGCGAUCAAGAUGGUGUCAAGAAUUGCGCGUUGCUUCCCUUAUAUCAUUGUCUACAUACACCAGGCGGACCGUUGAAAUAUUCGUUAGAAGGUCAUCAGUUCGCAGUAUUUGGAUUUUGCCUAACGUCAGAUUACCGUUACGUGGUGUCGAUAUCGAACAAAUUUAUCACCUGGGAUCUGAGCACCAGUGACAUGACGAGGGACGUGAAUCCUGGUGUGGAGGGCAUAAUGCAGCAAUUGGUCUUGAGCCCUGAUAAUAGAUACGCUGCGGCCUUUACAACCAAUUAUCAGACAGUUGUAUUGAAUACUUUGACGAGCGAAUUCGUCAUUAUCGAUAAUCCUUUACCGAGCGAAGACGCAGUAUGCGGCGUGUAUCUGAUGAAUCAGUACGCCUUUAUUUGCGGAAAGUUAGGCUGGUGUAGGUUCGAUUUGCGAGGGAACCUGCUCGACACUCACACUAACCCCGAAGAUUCAAACAAAUGGCCCAUUCUGCAUGUUGAAUAUACGAAUUUGGAUCACUACAGAAUCGUAUUCUGGUCAGGAAGUAUCGAUGAUACGCGCAUGCUUUUGCACACUUAUAGAAAGAAGAUAUCACUGGAUCCAUUCCAAUUUCACAGCGCCAUGGUUAUGACUAAGGAUAAAAGUACUUUGUACGCGUGCACGAAUAAAGACGACUACAGAAUCACGAAGUACACUAGCGACGAAACUUCGUCUUACUGGGAAAAGAUUUUCGACAUGCCCCGGGCGUACAAUGACGACGUGGAGUAUCUGUUGCAGUUAAAGUUAGACAGGGAAGAGGAGAUGCUGUUGGCGACUACCGGAAACGGCUUCAUCGUAUGGUUCUUGGAGAGUAAGAGCGAUGCGCACGUGUUGAUGUUGCCGAAUGGCGUGAGGAAUAUCAGCACGAGAAUGAUGUGCUCGAAUUCCAUCAUGGUCAGCGGCACGAAGAACUAUGCUGUCGCUGGUGUAAGGAAAAAUCUGUAUGUUUGGUCACUGGAGACUUCGGAGUUGGUGAAGAUAUUAGACGCACAUUUUGCGAGGAUCAUUCAGCUAGAGGCGUUGACUAUCGGCAAUUGGAACAGUGUUGUGACAUCGAGUAUCGACAGAAGUGUUAAGGUGUGGAAUAUCAACAAUAUUUUCGAGCAAGUUCACGUUAUUGACAGACACGAAUUGCAGAUAGACAUGAUAAGCUUAGCCGAGGAAGGCAAUUUGGCCGUCACAGUCACCAGAGAUUGCGUCGGUGUUUGGGAUUUGCAAACAGGUAGACUGAUAUCGAAGCUAGCCGACAGCCCGUUAGGGGCGAUUGUUACGCACGCUUGCAUCACACAGGACAGCAGAUACAUCGUGUCAACGGAAUCGGGCAAUGUUCUCGUGUGGAACAGAAUCACGGAGCAAGUGUUGUUCAAGGAAGAGCAGCCGAAUGUCAAGCAGUUAACGCUAAUCGAGAACUCGUCGAAGUUCAUGGCAGUUUCCAGACCGAAUAAUCCUGCAGGAGUGGAAAAUGUGCGAACCAUGGCGAUUCUCAUUAUGCGAAGUAUUCCUGAUGGUAAAACGAUUUUCUCUCUGGAGUAUCCCGUAAGAAGUAACACCGGUACACCUUUCCGGCAAGUAGUCAUAACGUCGGACGACGCGUUUCUGGCGGUGCCAGCCGCUGACAAGGGCAAUAGAGAUUGCGUUAUAAUUUACAGUGCCAAGACAGGUGCACUGGUUAGCAAAAUACCGAUAAAGUUGCCGGGAUUUAAGGAUAUUAUAUGUAUCACUCCUAUGUCCAACAAGCCGCAAUGGGUGGGAAUCAUCGGCUCUGACAAGGGUACAAUUCUUGAUAUCAAUAAGAAAAAAGUUAUACGUACAAUCCCAAAAUGGAGCGGAAAUAUUAGCAAGGAUGGCAAAUACACACUAUACGCUCCCAGCAGGGGUGGCCUUGAACUCAUAGAGUUGAAGAAAGGUACAAGCGUGAAAACAUAUAUACCGAAGGUAGCUGAAGGAGUAUUUACCGUCAUAUCAAUGUUUAAUCGCACAGACGAGUAUGUGCUUUAUUAUCAUAGCGGCCGAAAAACUAUCAGAGUCUUCAGAUCUUCAGAUUGUGAAAUGAUAUCGAAUUAUAGAGUACAAGCUGAAUUGAGUGCUAUUGACAGCACAUAUGACGGUAAAAGUAUUGUUUUGGGAACAGUCGAUGGAUGUGUAUCGGUAUUGGCUAUUGCUGACCCUAAGAAGCCUGAGAUGAAGGAGUAUCUAGCAAAUGUACCAUCUCGCGAUGAACAGUGGAAAAGAAAAACCGAGAAGCAUCGGGCUGCGAUAAAAUUUAAAGCUGCCGCCCGAAUCGCCCGUGUAACUCACGACUUAUCCGCAACCGUAAAAUUAUCAAGCGUCACGGGAACAAUCGAGGAAGCGUACAAAAGUGUGGAGUAACUUGUCUGAUUGGUUACUUCUAUUUCUUCUAGUCCAAUUUAGAUUAUCAUAGAUAACGUGGAGCAAUUUGUUUCUAGCCGGUUACUUCUAUUUUUAACCGACUUGACCCUUCAACUACUUAGACAACGUGUGAUGCAACUUAUCUAAUCGCUCACUUCUAUCUCUAAUCCAUUUCCAGUCUCAUCCUCAUCAUAGUUCCACAUACUCGAGCGUAGUGGCCUCUCCUUCAUAUGCCUAUGGUGCGCACGCUGAUUGUAUAUAGGCAUAUGUGCAUCCCAGUGUAUGCCACUGAGUAUACAUGAAAAAGAAGAAGGAACAGUUAAUAAGGAAUCAUAGAAGAAGUAACACGAGUACCGCGGUCUUAUCUGUUUGGCAAAGGCAUAAUGUCGAUUCCAUUAUCAACAUCUUACACCGACUAAUCUUUGAUAUCUUCUAGAAGAAAGGAACGAUCUGCGCAUCGAUUCAGAGGAGACUCCCUUUUUCUUCUCCAAUUUGGAGACUAUUCUUAUUGGUCUGUAUUGUGAGCUAUCGUUCGAGUACAGUUUAACGCUGAUUCCGAACGGCAAAUAUGAUUCUGAGAGAUUGUUUUCUUGGCAAGGAUACUCUCGGUGGUUUGCCAUUGCCUUUCCGAGAGGAGCACGAGUUUGUGAAAAUUUUUCGGCUCUACCGGGGAUCAAACCCGGGAUCUCUAAAGCAUGGCAGACCAGUGCGCUAUUUGCCACGUCACGCUCGCAC